AUGGUUUUGGAUUUUUUAAAAGGUGAAAAAGUUAAAUAUGAUCAAUUACCAGAACCAAAUGUUGUUGGUGAAUUAAUGAAAAAUAUUAAAGAACUUGCUGAAUCUGAUAAUGAUAUCAUUAGAGAAGCUGCUAGAAAAUUCGGGGUAUUUGUUCCAACAGAGUUUGGUAGAGUGUUAUUAUUCACAUCACUAUCAAAGAAAUCAGUUUUAAAACCUUAUAUAAAAAAAAUACAAACUCUUGUUGAAUUAUUUAUUAAAUUUUUUAAAUUGGUUUCAAAGUUUAAUAAAGAUGCAACUGAAAUUUCACUUGACACUCACCAUGAAAAUUUAAAUUUAGAGAUUAAAUCUGAUGUUUAUGAUUUGGAGAAAACUCACUGUCAAUUGAUGCUAUUAGCUAAUGAAUUAAUUGAAGAUAUUGAUAAAAGUAUCAAUGAAUGUAAAAGAGGUGUUCUCUCUCAGAAAUCAAUAUUACCAGAGAGUGCCACUUGUAAUACACCAUUAUUAUUAAAAAACCAAAAUCAAUUCUCAAAUGAACAUAUUCAAAAUCUAACCAAAUGUAUAUUACAAAGUAAAAGUAUUCAAGCUCCAAGUAUUAAAAAACUAAUUGAUAAAAACAAUUUAAAGAAAAUAGUUUUAAAUUUUGGUGGUAUCUUUUUUUUAAUAAUUGGUUGUGCAACUGUUAUAAUUGGUGCAGUUUUUGCUCCAUUUACUGCAGGAAUUUCAUUAUUCUCUGCAUUGGCUUCAAUUUUCAUGAUCGCUGGUGGUUCAUUUUCAUUUGUUAGUGGAAUCGUUGUUGAAGCAUUAGGUAAUAAAUUCUUUAUUGAGAAGGAACUUGACCUUAUCAACUCUUUGGAAACUUUGAAAUUAAUUAAAUUGGAUGUUGAAAAUAUGCUUCAAUCAUUUGGAAACAAUACAAUAUUGGUUGACCAAAUUUCUAAAAAUUUUAAUAAUUUCAAAAUUGGUGAAUUUCUAUCAAUAGGUAUACUUUGUGGUAUUUGUAAUAACGUUUUAAAAGAUCCUUUAUUUUUUGAAUAUGAAAUAAAUAAAACUAAAAACUUUUGCAAAGAUUGUAUAACACAAUAUUAUAAAUCUCAACAACAAUUAGGUGGUAGUGAUAAUGAUGAAGAUUUAUUCAAAUUACCAAAUUCAAAUUCUCAUACCUAUAAUUUAAAAAUUUUAAAACCUGCAUGCAGUUCAUUUAAAAGUUAUAUUAGAAAUUCUGAAGAGAGAUAUGAUAAAUGGGAAAGAAAAUUAUUAUCAAUAAUUUCUAAUAAUAGAAUUAAUAAUCUAUAA
Messenger RNA from Dictyostelium discoideum AX4, 1293 nucleotides. RefSeq lists its product as hypothetical. Lineage: Eukaryota; Evosea; Eumycetozoa; Dictyosteliales; Dictyosteliaceae. The transcript has 2 exons. The record is from RefSeq and is a predicted model, not a curated record. Bases 1 to 1293 code for a protein of 430 amino acids.